UGACUGUUCAAAAUGGCAGACGUCAAUUUUAAAGUGUUUUAUAGUUUCUGUCUUUUCCUCUGGGUCCUGGGUAUAGCCAGAGGGAAUAGCAUCUAUAACAAGGCUACAGUGUACAUGAAGAAUGGUAAAGCAUCACUACAAAUGGGAGUAGCAGAUCCCAAAGGCGCUGCUUACGGUUACUUCAAGGAUGGUUUACAAACAUCAGGUUGGGGAAUACUGGACAUCAAAGCUGGAUAUGGGCAGAAUGUAACCUCUGAAGAGUUUAUGUUUGCUGCUGGGUACAUUGAAGCAGCAUUAACAUUUAAGCACAUCCACAACCAUUUCAUCAAUGUCAAUGAGGGAUUCAUUUUACCAGGCAGAGAAAACAAAACCCUUGAGAAACUGAAGACAUUCAUGUAUAGCCAAGACAAAUGGACGAGAAAGAUGAUUAGUUCCAUGGGUGGGAAGGACCCAUACUGGAGACAUGUUUCAUAUGUUCAAGCUCAAUUCGAUGGACUUGUUCAAGGAUAUAUUGAUAAUGCUAAGGCUGGCCAGAAGCUAGAUGAUGUGAAAUAUGCAAUGCUGUUGCUGAAUGGUGUAGGGGACUUGAUAGAUCUCUUGGCAGGUUGGCAGCCAGCUGACUUCUGGAGUAUGACCUCUGAAGAAAUGAAUUCAUAUUUCAUCUCACAUAGCCACUGUUCUGCACUUGUUAAGGUGAUGGGUGCCUAUGAGAAUAUCUUCAUGUCCCAUUCUAGCUGGUUCCUCUACAGUGCAACCAACAGGAUAUACAAGCAUUACGACUUCAACCUCCCUGACACAGCAGCCAAACAGAUGUCAUUCUCAAGUUACCCAGGUUUCCUGGAGUCACUGGAUGAUUUCUACUUGCUAUCCAGCAAGCUUGUGAUGUUACAGACAACCACAGUAAUCUUCAACACAAGUCUCUACCAGUAUAUAGUACCAGAGAGUCUCUUAGCCUGGCAAAGGGUUAGGGUGGCCAACAUGAUGGCACACAGUGGGGCAGAAUGGGCUCAGGCCUUUAAGCAGUACAACUCUGGAACAUACAACAAUCAGUAUAUGAUAGUUGACCUGAAGAAGGUCCACCUAAACGAAGCCAUUGAUGAUGGUGCUCUAUGGGUGAUUGAACAGAUUCCUACCUUAGUAGAGGCUGGGGACCAGACAGCUAUACUACGUGCAGGUUAUUGGCCUUCAUACAAUGUGCCAUUCUAUGAGAAAAUCUACAAUAUGAGUGACUAUGCCAAAGCAGUGGAGAAGUUUGGAGACAUGUACAGCUACCAACUUGCUCCUAGAGCCAAAAUAUUCCGACGGGACCAGGGAUCUGUUAAGGACUUGAAGUCUAUGAAACAUAUCAUGAGAUAUAAUGAUUAUCAGCAUGAUCCCUAUGCCGGUGGAGACCCCUGUGGAGCUAUAUGUUGCCGUGGUGACCUUAAUGCUAAGAACCCAAGACCUUCAGGCUGUUAUGACACAAAGGUGGCUGACUACAAUAUGGCAAUGUCAAGAACAGCUUCUAUCAUAAAUGGGCCAACUCUGGGUACAGGACUUAAACCAUUCUCUUGGGUAGGAGGCUUUAACAAGACAGUGCAUGUAGGACUACCUCAGAAAUAUAACUUCCCGUUCAUAGAAACUAAACCAUCCCUCUAGAUGUCUGUAUCAUUGCAAUAUUGGAGAUUUUGGAUUGUAAUCUCAAUGACUCUUACCUGAGAUACUUUCACAUCUGCUAGUAAAAAUCCCCUCUAGCUUUGACAAAUGAUUCUUAUAAGGUCUUUAUUAUAAACGAUCUCAAAUGGACCUUCUAUAGCCUUUUAUGGGACAAAUGGGACCAGGAAUACAGAAGGAGUAAUAGCUACCUAUAAACAGGAAAUGUAGGAUAGAUAUUCUGUAUAUUCUGAAUUAACAGGUACAUAUGUUUAUAGUUAUGUAUUUCUAUCCUGAAGAGUGCAGAUGCCAUCAAUGUCUUGAGAAGGAUAUAAUAUUUAGGUUUUGCAGUGUAAUAUCUUUCAUCAAACUUUGUAAUCUCAAAGCCACCAAAGUGGUCACAAUUUCUUUUAUUCAAAGAUAUGAAAUAGAAGGUAAAGAAGGCUUAAGAUUGUUGCUAUAUGGAUGCAGUUAUGGAUACCAUUCCAUUAAAAAUAUAUUGUAUUUUUACCUGUUUGUUUAGUGCGUAUGUUGUAUUAUUUUUGCAUUUUUAAACCAAAACAAUAUGUAGUAGUUAGCAGAGUAUGUGAGUAGUUACUAGUGUAUGCCAUAUCAAGUGCACAUGUAUUUGAUUGCUCAAUUUAAGAAUGAUAUCCUCUGUGCCACAAUCUUGAUUAAUCACAGAUACAUGUACAUAUUCUCAGAUGCCAUUUUGAAACAGAGCUUUAAAUUGUGUGUAAUGAUAUAUCAAACCAAGGUUGGUAUUGAACAUUCAAUAAUCAAUGAUUUUUGUGAGAGGCUAUUUUGCCAGCCGUUCACAUCAUAUAUAUAGGCUACAGUAUACAACAAUUAUUGUUGCAUAUUUGUAAAAAAUGAUUAAUUUGUGAAACUGCAGUUAUUGAUAUUAUACACACCAUUAAUCAUGAUGUACAAAAUAACUCUUUUCGACUUUGUGCAUAUUCAAUAAAUAUAUCCUUUAUCACAUA
Messenger RNA from Owenia fusiformis, 2618 nucleotides. The record is from the annotation of a GenBank genome assembly. NCBI's taxonomy places the organism in Eukaryota, Metazoa, Annelida, Polychaeta, Sabellida, Oweniidae.